Messenger RNA from Owenia fusiformis, 1895 nucleotides. NCBI's taxonomy places the organism in Eukaryota, Metazoa, Annelida, Polychaeta, Sabellida, Oweniidae. The record is from the annotation of a GenBank genome assembly.
AAUAUAACAAAAAUUAGGAAAUUUGCGCCAUCACAUGACUAUCACGUGACCACUUUAUCAAAAUGGCUGAGACAAAAAUAAAAACAAAUCAAAUAUUCCUAAUUACCUUGGCUUUAACUCUGAUUCCACUAGUACAUGGUCGCUAUGAACCAACAUGGGAGUCAAUAGAUAGUCGCCCCUUACCUACCUGGUAUGAUGAAGCUAAAUUUGGCAUAUUCAUUCACUGGGGUGUAUUUUCAGUGCCAAGUUUUGCCAAUGAAUGGUUUUGGAAAAACUGGAUUGGAUUCCAGCAGCAAAAGUACAUUGACUUUAUGAAGAAAAACUAUAAACCUGGAUUUAAAUAUCAAGACUUUGCGCCACAGUUUCAAGCUGAGAUGUUUGAUCCGUAUGAAUGGGCUAAAUUAUUUGAAGAUGCAGGUGCCAAAUAUGUUGUGCUCACAACGAAACACCAUGAAGGAUUCUGUAACUGGCCAACCAAGUACUCCUGGAUGUGGAAUGCUGGGGACGUAGGACCAAAUCGUGAUCUAGUUGGAGAUCUUGCCAAAGCUAUCCGCAACUCUACCGACUUGCGUUUCGGAACAUAUUUUUCCCAUUUUGAAUGGUAUAAUCCUUUGUACAAUGAUGAUUUAUUGCAUCUGUUUUUCACCAAAGCAUAUCCGAGCCAAGUCUCGCUACCUCAGCUGAGAGAACUUGUGAUGAACUACGAGCCAGAUAUUGUGUGGACAGAUGGCGACAGUGGACCAUAUUGGUACUGGAAAAGCACAGAGUUCCUCGCUUGGCUUUAUAAUGACAGUCCCGUUAAAGACAAAGUCGUGGUUAAUGAUCGCUGGGGUGGAACUGAAUGCCAUCAUGGGGGUUACUAUACAUGUCAGGACCAUUAUGUCCCAGGACAUCUAGUGAAACACAAAUGGGAGAACUGUAUGACGAUUGACAAGUACUCUUGGGGUUACCGUAGGGAUGCACAGCUUGAAGACUUUGAGAAUUCAACGUCAUUGAUUCAUCAGUUAGUUGAGACUGUAUCCUGUGGAGGAAACCUUUUACUGAAUAUAGGCCCGACACACGAUGGAAGAAUCAUGCCCAUAUUUCAAGACCGCCUAUCCGAUAUGGGGAAAUGGUUAAAGAUCAAUGGACAAGCCAUUUAUAAAUCAAAACCAUGGCGUGCCCAGCAAGAUAAUAUGACAAAAAAUACAUGGUAUACUUCCCAGGUAGAUGAAAAGUCUACUACUGUUUAUGCUAUAUUGCUGGAUUAUCCAAGCCAAACCGCUCAAAAUCAACUCAUUGUUAACUUGGGUGAGCCUAUAACAUCACCUGCUACGAAUGUAACAUUGGUUGGUUAUCCUAAAUUGUUAAAAUGGAGCCCAAUAGGUGACAGUGGUAUCAGUAUAAUUUGGCCCGAUUUGAAUUUCAAUCAAGUUCCUUGUAAGCAUGCCUGGGUGCUAAGGUUAGAUGGUGUUAAAUAAAUACUUCAAUUAACUCUCACUACAUUUGGAUACUAGGGUAAGGGAUGGUGUCCAGUUCUCAUCAGUUGUGGAUGAAUGGAAAUAAUUUUGUAAGAGUGAGGUAAAGAAGGGGGUAAAGAAUAUCUCAAGUAAAAUUAAGGUGAACAGCAAACCAUCAUUUUCAAAUACCAUUAUAUACGAGAACAGAAUGGAUUAUGCCAAAAUAAAAAUUAACUUUGUUUUUCCUCACCUUAGCUUGAACAUUUGGUCAGCAUCCCUAAAGAAAUGAAAGAAUGUGUAUUGAGUCAUUUGAUCAUGAUAAUAAUGGCAAUCAUUUUGAAAUUGAUAAGUGUUUUCAGCCUCCUUCUUUAUCAUGUGCCAAUUGCCAAACAUAGAAUUUCUGCUGGAGAUUGCCUAUAUGUAUUUCUCCUGCAGAUACAGUAAAACCUGUCUUAU